GUCAUUGUCAUCAUGCGUCAUGUUAGCUUUGUCCACAUAGGCUGCCCGUCCUAGCUUACUAGCUAACGUGAAGGUAAUGUGAUAGCCUUAUAGCCCAGGGUCGCUCAGUGGGACAGAGGACACGCCAAACGCUGUUCAAAAAAUGUGUUGAUUAAGCGUUUCCUUACAUAUUAUUGGCAAAAUGCCUGAAAGGAAAUAAAAGAAGACACUUGACGAACUGUUAAGAAAUGCCUCACGAUUCGGCGUGGAUAUAAUAUUAUAAGCAGCUAUUCUUUAAAUAAAAUGUUUUUAACCUACUUUGUUUGGACCUUUGUGAAUAGCAGCGUUAACUACUGUAACUAACGUUAGCUGCUGCUGUUUGACUGACUCAGAAAUAGUGUUUUUAUAACUGUUAUGCCCGGUGAUUACUUCUUAUACAGUAUUUACUAUUUAUUACCUAACGUUAGCUGUUGUAGCCAUUGUGGCUCCCAGUUGUACCUGAACCGAGAUGCAAAGCAGUGCAACGUUACACUAACUCGCCAAUUUUGUUAAUGGAGUUCGUACUGUUCAGUAAAAGGACGUCGUUUAUCGCUGUCAGGUUAGCUCGCUUGCUAACUCCGCCUGUCAAAACACAAGCCACGUCGUUAGCCACUGUAAGAAAACAUGACUUCAAAGAAUGAAGGCGGAUAUUAGGGUGUUCAGAGUCUUCCCUCAGCCCCUCAGGGUGAGCAUUACUGCUUCUCUUCAUCAUCACACAGCUACGCUGAAGCAAGGCCGGGUCAGCGUAGGUGUGAAGGACCUUGUUGACUACUGCGGUGGCAGGGCAAGAGCACACAGCUCAGGAAGAUGGCAUCACCCUUUGUGCCUGUCCCUGUGCCCAUGGACAGAGCCUUGUCAGGAGGUAGCGGCAAGCUCAGACGGCCACAGCGAGCUUCAUCGCUAGGCAGCGUCUCCAGCAGCUCGUCCUGUUUCUCUAUCCCCAGGGCGGCCGGGGAGGACCAUGGGAGAGGAUGUGGAGCGUCAGGUUCCCAGCACCAAUCCCGCCGCAUGGACAGAGGCGGCCGGAGCAGGACACCACCACCCCUCCAGAGCCCUGUGGCACGGGCCAUGGUGAAUGGGACUCUGGAGCCCUCCAUAGAGUACUCCAGCUGCCCCCGCUCCAUAUCUGACCCUGUUGGCAACCAGCAAGGCGAGGAGAGGCCUAUUACCCCCACUGUGCUGGGGUAUGAGGUCAUGGAGGAGAGGGCCAAGUUCACGGUAUUUAAGGUCCUGGUCAGGAAGACUCCAGAUGAGAGCUGGGUUGUUUUUAGAAGGUACACAGACUUCUCCAGGCUCAACGACAAGCUGAAAGAAAUGUUCCCAGGCUUCCGCCUCUCACUGCCUCCUAAGCGGUGGUUCAAAGACAACUAUGACACCGACUUCCUGGAAGACAGACAGUUGGGGUUACAGGCGUUUUUGCAAAACCUGGUUGCACACAAGGACAUUGCCAACUGCCUGGCAGUGAGAGAGUUUCUGUGUCUGGAUGACCCACCUGGGCCUUUUGAUAGUCUGGAGGAGAGCAGAGCGUUCUGUGAGACUCUGGAGGAGAGCAACUAUCGUCUCCAGAAGGAACUGCUAGAGAAGCAGAAGGAGAUUGCUUCCCUGAAGAGGAGGCUUGAAGAGAAGGAGCAGGCCAUUCUGCGACUGGAGAAGCAUAUCAAGUCAGUUGACAGUGGUGAGUGUGUGAGCCCUGAGUCUCUGUGUGAUCUGUCAGCUCAGGGCAGUGAGAGCAGUGCAGAUGCAGAUGUGGAGUCGUCUGCUGCAGAGGCUGAUCAGGACAUGCCUGACGACACUGGUGGCAGGUGUGAGGUCCAGCCGGUGCGAUCCUCUGCCUGUUGGUGUGGGCCAUCGCUCAGCGCCUCUCCUCCGGUCAUCCAGGUCACUCAGCUUUACCACCAGAAGCUGGAACACUAAUGUCAAAGACUGGUCCUCCUCUUCACAUUUUUCCUCCAUCUCCUCCCCUACUAGUCCACUCCAUCUUCCUCAUGUUUGAGUGUUCCUCCAUACCCUUCUUUUGUUUAUUUUUGUCCAAUAUUUUACCUUAACCUCUCUCUCUCCCAUCACAAACCCCUUCACCCCUCACAGAUUGUAGCUGCUGUUUCACCUUCCAGUCGUGGAGUUGGAUCUGACAGCCUUUAACUCAAGAUCUAUGUAUUGGGUUAAAAGGGAACAGUUUAACACUGCAGCAGCCUGUUUCACUUAUAUUUCCCCAUUUAAAAUGGCUAUUUUAUCUGGCACCUACAAAGAACUGAAGAUCAUCUACAACUUCCUAUAAGGACUGUAUCUGGAAUUACAUGGUUAUACUUGUUAAGACCUCAGACCAAGAUGAUCUUACUUUAACUGUGUGGGGAUUUUUCACUUUUGCACCUCGUAACGUGGCUGCCAGAUUGGAUCAAUUUGAUCCUGCAGUCACAAAGCCAAAGUUUGGCUUCUUGACCAAAAAAUAAGACAACUUGAAGACUCACACCACCUGGGUGGUUUGAUGAUUUUCACAAUUGUGACAAUCCACAGAAAACCUGAACCAUCGUCUCACCAGUUUCUGCAGACGUGCUUUGCCUUAUGGCUCCUUACUUGUGACAAAAGGCCCAUUCGCAAGACAGAGAAACAACACCCCCAUGUGGCUAUAGAAAUAAGAAAAAGGUCUGGAUAAAUGAAAUGUUACAGGAUGCGCAUUGGUCAGGUGGGUAUCGCAGAGGAUUGUUGAUUUUCUCUUUGCAGUUACUUCCACCAUGUCAUUGCUUUGUACUGCCACUGUCUCUCAUUGAGGCUGUAGACAGACAUUACUUGAGUCUUCAUUGUCUAUUCACUUGCACUCAAACUUAUUUUGCAUCUAAAAGCCUACAUUCCCUCAUGUUUUAGUGCCAUGCAUGAUUUGUGGUAAACCAAGUCCUGCAAGAGACAGUUAAAAUCUGUAUCAUACUGUAGCAAAAGAGAACCAUGGGAAUGUGGCCUGUGGUUGUUUUCCCCUGUCACUUUGCUCUUAUGCACACACGUAUCAGUUUUCUUCAAGGCAUUGAUUAUGCCAAUUAAAUUCAAGUUCAUAAAUAUUUACAACACAACACUCCACCUCUUAUGGCGCCUCGCCUGUUAAUAGAGUGUAGACGGGGCCUGGACUUCUGUUAAGAGACACAUUUCUAAGGUUUCUGCUUCUUGAUACAAUUUAGGCAGAAGUAAUUUAGCUUGUGCUCAAAUUAUGUUUGAAAAACUCAACAGCACCUUGUCCUUCCAUAAAAAUGUUACGGUUAUGUGGGAUAAUCCAGAGACCUAAUUUUCUAAAUGUUUCACUGGAACCACCAUCAAUUAAACAAUAAUCCCUGCUGACAGCAACAUCUGGGUGGUAGCAUCGUGAGUAACUCUAUGGUAUGGGGUGGGAGCAAACAUUUUAGAGCCAGAUAUCUCAGACCUCUCACUGACCUGAGAGACUAAUGAGCCACAGUUGAAAGAGCAGAGGGACAUGAGAAUCUUUAGAGGAGGACCUGUUUCAUAUUAACAACACAACCUUGGUUUUAAUAUAUCAAGGAAUUGAAAAAAUAGUCAGAACCAUCAUGCAUUUCAGGAAGAAUUUAUUGACAUAAGUGACUGAUAUAUUCAGCCUAGCCAGUUCUGUAUCACCUUCAAGACUGUUACCAGGCCUACACAUCAUCCCCAAAAGCCAUAUUUUUAAACCCAAAUACGACUAUGGAGGCAGGGGUUUCACAUGUGCUAGUGUGUGCUGACCAGCUGUUAAACUCUUUCAUAAUGAGUAAUGGAGUGUAUAAUAACCACAGCUAAUGUUUCGUCUCAAACUAGACCUGGAAAACGGUCAUGUGAUGCACUUUAUGGAUGAAUGGCAACCCAUAAUGUUUGCCAAGAUAUGUUUUUUAUUACUUCAUUUGUUAGAGACAGAAAUGUGCCUUUUCAAUCACUGAAUCUGUCUUGAUUCCCAAGUGGAUCUAAUGUGUUUAAUAUGUGAGUAAUGUGUAUGGAGUUUUGUUAAUGUUUUUUUUUUCUUCUGUAAAUUCACUUCACAUAUUAUUCUAAGUGCCUUGAACAUCUUUCACUUAACUCUGCUUUUUAUGUGUUUAGAUAGCUUUAUAGAUUUGUGUAGGACAUGAAACAACUCCACUAUGUUCCACUGAUGGAAAUAAUGUUUUAAAUGACACUCAUAUGUAUAUGUCGUUGCUUGGAAUAGACUAAUUCACUAUGUAUUUGUAAUAUUACAUGAAUUAAUAUCAAGACUUAGUUCACAUACACAACCAUAGUUGCAUUAUAAAAGAUUUAUAUGAAUAACAUUUGCUAUCACUAUUAAUGAUCUGGAUUUAAAGGGAUAGAUCACUGAGAAACCUGGUCUGAAAUGCAUACUGUAGAUACUGUAAUACAUACUAUAGCAAAUGUUUAUCAGAAAGAAAUAUAAAUAAUUCACACAAACGUGAAAUGAAUUGUUAAAUACACACGUAUGCUUUCUUACAUUUAAAGUCGGCUCUCGUGAAAUCAGAUGGUAUCAGUAGUUCGUGCUUGGGUGAAAUCAGAAUGUAAUAGAUCCGCUUUCUUUAGUAACAUAGUAUUAUAUCAGCUUUAACUCCAAUAAUAAAAUUUCACAAGCAAAUUAACUAGAGAGGGGAAUACGCAUACUAUAUGAGCAACACUUAUAGCAACCUUAUUGGGCUCAGGGGUUCGGGGAUUUGUCUUUACAACAGGUGUAGCUUUUCACAGGAUUUUCCAUGCAGAUAUUUUGAAUUUUUAAUGACAUUCAUUUUAAUAAAAACUGUACAAUGGA
Molecule: messenger RNA, 4774 nt
Organism: Dicentrarchus labrax (European seabass)
Lineage: Eukaryota; Metazoa; Chordata; Actinopteri; Moronidae
Gene: snx16
Product: sorting nexin 16
Exons: 8
Coding region: 826-1932 (368 amino acids)
Biological process (GO): endosome to lysosome transport; early endosome to late endosome transport; protein targeting to lysosome
Cellular component (GO): late endosome; early endosome; extrinsic component of endosome membrane
Molecular function (GO): phosphatidylinositol binding
Source: RefSeq, a predicted model, not a curated record